Messenger RNA from Alternaria rosae, 1953 nucleotides. Its product is annotated as ADP,ATP carrier protein. The transcript has 3 exons. Gene Ontology annotation, biological process: transmembrane transport. The coding region runs from base 436 to 1473 and encodes 345 amino acids. The record is from RefSeq and is a predicted model, not a curated record. NCBI's taxonomy places the organism in Eukaryota, Fungi, Ascomycota, Dothideomycetes, Pleosporales, Pleosporaceae.
GAUCGCGAGUACCCGGGCUGUCAGCGAGGACCGUGGGUGUUAUAAGCAUGGCUGAUGGCAUUCGUCGAUUCGUGGCGCUAGACUAAAAUUCGCUCUUUCCUCCCGCGGUAUCCUCAAAUCUCCGCUACCAGAGACGAUCCAAACACGACAACCCUACCGAGAAGCGACGCCCAUGACACACGCGCGACUACACAUACAAACACUCACCUGAAAGCUGCCUUGCAUGGAAGAUCGAAUUCACCGCUCCUCGACAAGUUCUGCUCACCUCAUACGGCCGGAAAUCUGUCUUCACCUCCGCAAUACCAACUUCCGAUGACCUCGACAUUACGUCGCGCGACCUUUUCUUUCCGUCGAUAGAACUUGUCCUUGCUCGGACAACAAACCCCUGCUUUUUAGAGCAACAGCGUCGCGUUCAGAGUAACGUCAACCGACGUCAUGUCGAAACCAUCCGAGAAGCCGCAAUCGCAGCCGCCCGCCAUCAUGAGCGACGAACCGGGCAAGGGCAUAAAACCCCUCGGCACGCCCGACAUCACUAGCCUCGAGCGCGUACGUCAAGUCUUUGCGCAGCCAGUCCUGGCUUCCUUCGUCGCCGGCGGCGUAGCUGGCGCCGUCUCACGAACCGUCGUCUCGCCGCUUGAACGCCUAAAGAUUCUAUUCCAAAUCCAGAGCGUUGGUCGCGAAGAAUACAAAAUGUCGGUACCCAAGGCCCUGGCUAAGAUGUGGAGGGAAGAGGGAUGGAGAGGGUUCAUGGCCGGAAACGGUACCAACUGCAUACGGAUUGUACCAUACUCGGCGGUACAGUUCAGCGCAUACAACGUCUACAAGCGGUUCUUCGAGAGCGAACCAGGCGCUCCACUCGAUGCCUACCAGCGACUACUCUGCGGUGGUCUUGCUGGUAUCACCUCCGUCACGUUUACGUACCCACUCGAUAUCGUCCGAACACGCCUAUCCAUUCAGUCCGCAUCGUUCUCUGAUCUCAAGCGGGAGGCUGGCCAGAAGCUACCGGGCAUGUGGGCACUGCUUACAACUAUGUACAAGACUGAGGGCGGUUUUCCGGCGCUAUACCGUGGCAUCCUUCCCACAGUGGCUGGUGUGGCACCGUAUGUUGGCCUUAACUUCAUGGUGUAUGAGAUCGCCCGUACCAAGUUCACACGCGAGGGUCAGAAAGACCCGGGUGCUAUUGGCAAACUGGGAGCGGGUGCUGUCUCCGGUGCUGUGGCGCAAACCAUCACAUACCCCUUCGAUGUCUUGCGGCGGAGAUUCCAGAUCAACACUAUGAGCGGCAUGGGAUACCAGUACGCGGGAAUUGGUGACGCUAUCAAGCAGAUCAUCAAGACAGAAGGCUUCCGGGGUCUAUACAAGGGCAUUGUGCCCAACCUUCUCAAGGUCGCACCUAGCAUGGCUAGCAGUUGGCUCAGCUUCGAGAUGACACGAGACCUGCUCAUGGGCAAGUGGAACUCGGGCUUCUUGUAGGACAGACAGUCCUAACUUCACCAUCGUCGAAACGGACUAUGGCAGAAGGCAUUGACAGCAAAUGUGACAUUAUGAGGGCUCUUUCGAAGAGAAAAAAAGAUACAUGAAACCGUCCACCGACAGCGAGUGGCAUUGUAUAACGUCAACGAUAGCGAUUGAUACAAAAUACGAGCAUUGCAUUUGGGAAGGAUCAGCACGGCCCGAGGGUCUGAUUUGGGAACGACCUCCCAUGGAUAUAGCGAAGGCGUUUGACAGGGUUUGAGUCAUUGCAAAUUGCACAGUAUUGCAUGCAUUUUUUCCUUCCUCUUCUAUAGAGUCGAAAAUGAAUUCGGAGACGAGCGGUCAUGGAUCAUACAUAGAAGCACAUUCGCGUCCGACAAACGGACAUGAUAUGGCAUGGCUUGUACAACAUAGAUAGUUGAUGAUUGCCAAUGAGAAAUCGGGAAUAACUGAACUGCUUUACAUCAACACUGGCCCUCG